Fonsecaea multimorphosa CBS 102226 is the source of this 873-nucleotide messenger RNA. RefSeq lists its product as uncharacterized. Gene Ontology annotation, cellular component: cytoplasm. The coding region runs from base 1 to 873 and encodes 290 amino acids. Gene Ontology annotation, molecular function: oxidoreductase activity, acting on the CH-OH group of donors, NAD or NADP as acceptor. Lineage: Eukaryota; Fungi; Ascomycota; Eurotiomycetes; Chaetothyriales; Herpotrichiellaceae. The record is from RefSeq and is a predicted model, not a curated record. The transcript is spliced from 5 exons.
AUGUCCGGUCUCAGCGAGAAGGUCGCCAUCGUCACUGGCGGUGUCUCUGGUAUUGGUGCAGAGUUGACUCGAAAAUUGAUCCGCGAAGGAUGGAGAGUCGCGGCCCUUGACAUUGCCUCUCAGGGCCACCUUGCUCAAAACCUGCUCGAUGAACUCGGGGAGAACUUUAUGUUCUGUCAAUGCGAUAUCAGCCACUACAACGAGCAGGCGAGCGCAUUUUCAGCAGUGUUUCGGAAAUGUGGUCGAAUUGAUGCUCUGUGUGCGAAUGCCGGCAUCAUCGACAGGAGCUCGAUUUAUAUUCUCAAGUGGCGAGGCAAGACCGAAAUACCCCCGGAGCCAGACCUCUCAUGUACGGACGUCUGCAUGAAGGCGACAAUUUACGGCGUGCAACUUGCCAUACACUUUAUUCGACAGAAUCCGACCCCGGGAGGUAGCAUCGUUGCAACGUCCAGUAUGGUGGCAGUCCACCCAGUGGCAUCGUUUCCUGAGUAUUCUGGAGCCAAAGCUGGAGUAAGCCUGAGGUGCAGAGUGAUAAUACUAACCUCUAAGCAGAAAGAAAACAUUACUAUCAACACUGUCUGUCCCGGUGUGGUGCCAACUCAAUUCAUCAGCCAACAUAUGCGGGAUACCUUUGGUGAAGACUCUUUGACACCGGCCUCGACCAUUGUUGGCGCGUAUUGGAAAUGCUUGAACGACCGAUCUCUGAAUGGGGAGUUUAUCGAAUGUUCUCGCGACCAGCAUUUCAUCUUGAAAAGGCCCGAGUAUGCGGAUGGAGAGGUAUCCAAGCGAACCACCACCGUCUACGAUCCGUAUUUUGUGACAAUCCACGGCGAGCCUUCUGGACUUCCAGAUAUUGUGAGAAAACGGGCUUAG